GAGUUUCUAUCCGAUGGCCUAAAUGCCACACGGCUAUAGAAAUCAACAAUACACUACACGGCUACACCUGAACUCAUUUGCCCUUCCCGAAGUUUAUACCUGUGUUUUUCCUCACUAAUAAUGCCGAUUUCUCUUUCUUCCUCUGCUAUUACUGGUGGACCUAAUCUCAAGUCUUGUGAGCUUCCAUUCUCAAAAUGCACUUCCUUAGGAAAUAUGUCAAUCGUUGCUAUGCCAACAAAGUCGAAGCGAUCGGAAAUGCAACAUAAGCUUGCUGUUCGUGCUCAGUACAGUGAUUCUGAAAGAGGUGGAGGUGGUGGUGAUUUCGUUGCUGGAUUUCUUCUUGGUGGUGCAGUUUGUGGAACUCUGGCAUAUAUUUUUGCUCCUCAGAUCAGAAGAUCUCUGCUGAAUGAAGAUGAAUAUGGUUUCCGGAAAGCUAGGCGACCAAUGUAUUAUGAUGAUGAGGGCCUGGAGAAGACUAGACAAACACUCAAUACCAAAUUGAGCCAACUGAAUGCUGCAAUUGACAAUGUAUCUACUCGUCUACGAGGUGGAAACAAUACUGCUUUAGUGCCUGCAGAGUCUGAUUCAGAAAUAGAAGCUACAAUGUGAACUGUGGUCAUUUUAACAUAUGAUGCUGUUGCUGGUUUAAGCAAGCUUUUUGCGAGACUGCAACCAUGAUCUACUAUUAUCGUCUUGCUGAGCCAUAUUGAUACCAACCUUAUACUCCUUUUUCUUCGCGUGGUCUUUGUGAAUACAUUACUCUUGAACGUCGUCAAUAGUCUAUAAUAUAUGGUCUAUUGGUUAAACUUGUAAUGCAAAGCCAUUGAAUGAGAUAUUUGUGGCAUCUUGAUUAUCUGGUCUCUUACUGCUCAUCAGUAAGACUAAUGAUUUCUUAAAGACUUCCUGUUGCAUUACAUAAUUGGUUUUUCUUGAACCAUGUUGACUCGUUGAAACUGUUGAUUAUCCUCUGGACAAAAUGAAAAUUAAUGUGGGUACUUAAUCGAA
This is a messenger RNA of Chenopodium quinoa (quinoa), 1005 nucleotides long. RefSeq lists its product as uncharacterized. Bases 121 to 609 code for a protein of 162 amino acids. Gene Ontology annotation, cellular component: chloroplast thylakoid membrane; chloroplast inner membrane. Lineage: Eukaryota; Viridiplantae; Streptophyta; Magnoliopsida; Caryophyllales; Amaranthaceae. The transcript is spliced from 5 exons. The record is from RefSeq and is a predicted model, not a curated record.